UGAUGGGCAUUAUGUGUGUGCUGUUGACAUGCUGGUCACCUCUACUGGUCCUUAUGUUAAAGAUGAUCUCAACCCACACAUCCUCGCAUCAAUGCAAUUCUGCUGCUGUAUCUCUCUCAUCCCAGGACUUACAGAUGGACUGUAACUUCUUUCUCACAGCCAUACGCCUGGCCUCUCUCAAUCAGAUUCUGGAUCCAUGGGUUUACCUACUCCUGAGAGAGAUUCUUCUGAGGAAGUUCUGCCAGGUGGCCAGCGCAGUAUCCAAGUGCUCACUGGAUGUGCAGAAGGAAACUCAGUGUCCUGUAGACGCCCUAAAUAAAAAGGCCAUUCAGAAUGAUAAUGUUCACAAACAGUCCCUUAACAUGGAGAACAGUAACUUGAAUGGGGGAAAUGAGGAACAGUGACUUGAUAGUGGUACAAAAUUUUCCAA
Molecule: messenger RNA, 430 nt
Organism: Sinocyclocheilus anshuiensis
Lineage: Eukaryota; Metazoa; Chordata; Actinopteri; Cypriniformes; Cyprinidae
Product: prostaglandin E2 receptor EP3 subtype-like
Exons: 2
Coding region: 3-404 (133 amino acids)
Biological process (GO): positive regulation of cytosolic calcium ion concentration; negative regulation of gastric acid secretion; phospholipase C-activating G protein-coupled receptor signaling pathway
Cellular component (GO): plasma membrane
Molecular function (GO): prostaglandin E receptor activity
Source: RefSeq, a predicted model, not a curated record